AUGGAACGCAUCGAGGACCAGGCAAAUGAUGACCCCAUCGCGGAAGGCCAGACGGUUCAGCGAGAUACUUCUUGGCGUUCUAUGAUUACUGUAAGUAUGGUCGUUUGCUUACUUGCGACACUCGGAUUUUCCUCCAACUUUGCAUAUGUCUUCAGCAUGGCUCAUAUAUCAAUUUCUGAAAGUUUUAGCUCGAGCUUCGCAGGGAGAGCUGAGAUAUUGAGCGAUCUUUUCGGCCGAGAGAGCACGCGAAGCGUGGAGAGCGGUCAGAGAAUACACUUUUUUGACUGUAUCUUUGCCAUUUUCGUUCGGAAAAAAUUGAGUUUUUGUGGAGCCAUUACUCUCUACGGUAGAAAUAGCCACGAAACUUUUCCUGCCCAAAUUCGCAAAAAAAUUCAAUUUUUUUCCCAACUUUCGACCUAAAAACCUUCGUGGUUUCUGCAAAGCGCGAGCUAAAAACGUUGGAUACGUUUUAAAAAAUUAUUAUUUAGAUUUACAACAAGUCUCAUCGAAAUUAAGAUAAAGAAUUUUAAUUUCUUUCAGUUUCCAAACAUGCUCUUCCCGCUUUAUCUCGAUUUCUUCGCUGUGUGGAAUCUCUAUCGCUGCCAGUCCAUGUUCAAUGUGUUGAUGCUGAUCUGGAGUGCGGAAGCGAUCAUCUUCUACUUCACGCAGCCGGAACACAAGAGCAUUAUGGCGAUUCAAGUCCUUCUGGUUUUAGUAGGUCAUGGUGAAGAUAAUUGUAUAUUUCUACAACAGGCUUGCUUCGAUUUCGCCGAAACUUGUAGGGAGUUUAGAAUAGGACCUCAGAAAAUAUUUGCCAAAUUUUCGGAUCGCGCUUUGCAGAAAACUCCGAGAUUUUUAGGUCGAAAAAAAUAUUUUGACUUUGAUAAGGCAUGGUGAAUAUAAUUGUAAAUUUCUGCAAGUUAUCGGCAUUGAAUUUUUAUGAAACUCCGCCAAUAUUUAGAAGAGGUAUUGGGAGGAAAUUAGCCAGACUUUCGGAUCGCGCUUUGCAGAAACCUCCGAGAUUUUUAAGUCGAAAAAAAUAUUUUGACUUUGAUAAGGUAUGGUGAAUAUAAUUGUAAAAUUCUGCAAGAUAUCGACCUUUGAAUUUCAUGAAACUCCGCGAAUAUUUAAAAGAAGCCUUGCUACGAAAGUAGCUAAAUUUUUGGACCUCGCUUUGCAGAAACCACCGAGAUCUUCAGCUCGAAAUAUUCUGAAAAUUUGACAUUUUUUGCAAUUUUCGCUCUAUCUUUCUUUUUAAUUUUAGGCGACAGACGUGACCAUCGCCAUGUGCAACGCUUUCACUGCCAUCUAUUUGUGCUACAUGUGAGUUUCGCUUUCAAAAAGUGAUUUUUUUAUUUCUCUUUGACGUUUUAUACGAUGAAACAUGUUUCGCCGUAUAAAAUGUCCCCUAUCAGAAAUUGUUGAUAAUGGCGAGUUUCCAUGACUUUCAGAGAGUAGACUAAGAUAUACGUGCAAAAAACUCCGUAAAAAUUUGGUUUAGAGACAUUUUAUACGAUGAAACGUGUUUCAAGACGUUUCAUCGUAUAACCUGUCACAUCCACAAAACUGUUAAUAAAGAAUAUUUCCUAUUUCAAAAUGAGUUUUUUCUGUAAAAAAUUAAGAUGUAGACAAUUUAAGGCCUCCAUCGGCGAGGAAUUUCGAAUACGACGAAGAUUUGUUGGCUACGCUGGGCAUCGACCUCAACGCUGCCACGAUGAGCUUGACCAUGGGGCUGUUCGCCUUCUGGGUGUUCCUCGUGCAAAACUAUUGUCGCGGCCAAUCCCGCCGUGAGAUCGCCAACGUCGUCUUCCUCCAGUUCAUGCUGAUCAUCUUCGGCGUCGUGUUCGCCGUCCACUUCAACGCCUUCAUGCUGGUCGAGGACGGCGCCCGAGUGGUGAUCAACCUGUGCAGCGUCGGCUUGGCGGAUAUUGUGUAUAAAUAA
Messenger RNA from Bursaphelenchus xylophilus (pine wood nematode), 1942 nucleotides. The record is from the annotation of a GenBank genome assembly. Lineage: Eukaryota; Metazoa; Nematoda; Chromadorea; Rhabditida; Aphelenchoididae.